AUGGCUGUCAUACAGAUCAACGCCGCCACGCAGGCUCUACCGAGCGAUUUCCCCGAGAAGGGCUUCAAGGCCACCGGCAAGCUCUCUGAAUACACCAAGCGGGCCAUCUCGCCCGUUGGUCCAUACCACCUGGCACACGCCCGCCGCAAGCUCCACCGUCGUACGUUUUCCGAAGACGAGCGCAUCCAGGCUGCCGAGAAUGUCAAGAAGGUCGAAGUGGAMGAUGAUGAUGAGUUCGAGACGGCAGAAGACCCGAUGAUGCUGCAACGUGAGGCAAAGGACUGGAAGCAGCAAGAUCACUACGCUGUAUUGGGCCUACAGRAAUACCGCUGGAGGGCGACUGAGGAUCAGAUCAAGCGUGCCCACCGCAAAAAGGUCCUCAAGCAUCACCCCGACAAGAAGGCUGCCUCCGGUCAGGACGAGAACGACAACUUUUUCAAGUGCAUUCAGCGUGCCACCGAGGUGUUGCAGGAUCCCAUCAAGCGCAGACAAUUCGACUCCGUCGACGAGCACGCCGACCGGGAGCCACCUAGCAAGAAGGAUGUGCAAAAGAAGCCCGGAAACUUCUACAAGCUCUGGGCACCCGUGUUCGAGAGUGAGGCACGCUUCAGCAAGAAGCAGCCAGUUCCAAAGCUUGGGGACGUAAACUCGAGCAAGGAGCACGUCGAAGAGUUCUACAACUUCUGGUACAGCUUCGACUCAUGGCGAUCAUUUGAGUACAAGGACGAGGAUGUCCCUGACGACAACGAGUCGCGUGCCCAGAAGCGACACGUGGAGACCAAGAACAACAACCGCCGCAAGAAGCUGAAGAACGAGGAUGUGGUCCGUCUGAGACAGCUUGUCGACGAGGCACUGGCCAUGGAUGAGCGACCUAAGAAGUUCAGACAGGAAAGCAACAAGGAGAAGAACAAGAAAAAGGCCGACAAGGAGGCCGCGGAGAAAAAGGCCAAGGAGGAUGCUAUCAAGGCUAAGGAAGACGCAGCCAAGGCGGCCGCAGACAAGAUUGCAGCUGAGAAGGCUUCUCGUGAGGAAGCGAAGAAGGGCAAGGAGGCGGCCAAGAACGCGGCCAAGAAGAACAAGCGCGUUAUUCGUGGUGCGACCAAGGACGCUGGCUACUUUGCUGAUGGUGAGGCAAGUGCCGCACAGAUUGAUGGUGCGCUCAACGAUACGGAUGCUCUCAUCGCAAAGAUGGACAAUGAGGAGGUCGCGGCGUUCACCGCGAGCCUGCAAGGCAAGACAGAAAAGGCAGCCAUCAAGGCAGUCUUCGUUGCGGAGGUGCAGCGUCUGGUCGGUGCUGGAAAGGCGAAGGAGGGAGAAUUCAAGACGUUGGCUUAG
This is a messenger RNA of Ramularia collo-cygni, 1335 nucleotides long. RefSeq names its product probable zuotin. Gene Ontology annotation, cellular component: cytosol. Gene Ontology annotation, molecular function: ribosome binding; Hsp70 protein binding. The transcript is spliced from 2 exons. Bases 1 to 1335 code for a protein of 444 amino acids. Gene Ontology annotation, biological process: 'de novo' cotranslational protein folding; regulation of translational fidelity. The record is from RefSeq and is a predicted model, not a curated record. Lineage: Eukaryota; Fungi; Ascomycota; Dothideomycetes; Mycosphaerellales; Mycosphaerellaceae.